AUGGCGCCAAAAUCGACACAGUCGAUUUCUCAGAUCCUUGUAUCCCAAUCUAGACGCCCACCGAAGAAAUUUCUGCCUCCCUUGGUCAACGAAAUCUACCUGAAAAUCUCAUCUCCAAAUGAUCUCGAGAACCUCUUGCACGCCAAGUACUUGAACACCGUCGCCUGGGAGUUUUUCCACCAGGAUGUAUCAAACACUCAUGUGGAAUUGAUUCUCGUGCUUGCUUUUCAUGACACCACGAUUCGUGGCUCGUUCAAUACCUUGCAGUAUCUAUCGCUGGACGCAGACAAGUUCGGUCUUUUGAUCAAACGAGUCCUCCAGACAACACUCACUGGAGCUUUGAAUGAGCGAAUUGCUGACUUUGAAUACUUGACGUACUUGUUUCUUGCUUCGCUUUUGCAACACAAUCACAAACUUCUUCUAGAGCAUGAGCUCUUUGAGCAGUGGUUGCAAGGAGUGUUGGAUGGCUACACAGAUCACUUUUUGCAGCAAGAAAUUAAACAGGACAACGUCAGGACUGCCUGUGCCUUACUAUAUUUCUUGGCCAUUGCAAUUAAGAUGAGCAUACUGCCUAUUGUGGAGAGCACGAAGCUGCGAUGUUUCUUCUCUGGGUUUGUCAAGUGUGCUGAUCCUCAGGUGAACCUUCUUGUUAAGCAAAUUGUUGGCAGCCCAAGUCAUACACAGUUUACUUCUCUCCAGCGUAAAGCCAGAGAGUUGAGCGUGGAUUUUUUGUCAGAGUGCUUGCUGCCGUAUGAUCUUGACACUACAAUUCUACACGAGAAGCUAGAGGAUCUUGACCUUUCUGUGUUGCAAGAGCUCUCAAGAACAGCAGGAUACUCUGGAUCUAUAAGUGAUUCCGAAUUUCUUGCUCAAGUGGUGGUGCAAAACUGUGUACCUCAAGUCGGUCAUAAUAGCCAAAUUACCGAGACUGAGCUUUUCGAUACAUUCAACAAUUCUACAACACUCAGCCAGGCGGUUCCGACUCCGUGGCUUGUCUCAGAAGACUUGGACAGAUGGAGAUAUGAGACACUUGCAUCGCUCAAUCAGCAUCUUGUACUGUGCUUCCAAAGACUUGAUGUUCAAAAAGACGGUGUAAAGGGAGCCAGCAAAUACUAUACUAGUAUCGACAAAAUAGAGCACAAGGGAGCUGAUUGCCAAAUCCACCUUCAGACAAAGAAAAAUCUCAUUCGCCCAGGAAACCUCAUUGUUCUUGUCAAGGUGGACAAGCCUGACAAAUCUCAUCCAGCUACUAGAGUAAGAAAGUAUGGUAUUGUCAGGGCAAGAAUUGUCGAGGUUCUUGCUACCUCUACCAAAACACUUAGCAUUCACUUACCAGAAAAAGAUCCUCAGUACAAUGGCAUUUUGACCCUACCCUCGCAAGGCAAAGUAUCCAUUCUUUCUUCUAUGAAAACAAAUUCUUACAUUCGAUCAUUGGAAGGCCAGUUUACUAGUGGACGCUUCAGAAUUUGCAACGUCGAUGAAAGUGUCACUUCAUUCAAGAGAGAGGUUCAAAAUGACAGUAGUAGAGUAUUUGAGUAUAAGUCGUCUACGUUUGAAGUUACAAGUUCAGAGUCGGCGUUAUCGCCUGAACUGUCAAAGGCGCUACUCGAACUCUUGUCGUCAAAGGUAUCUCGCAUUCAAUAUGAGAAUCAUUCCGAUACAGAUGCCUUGGUGAAUGCAGCUCUUGAAGCGUUGGUUUCCGACCUGGCUCAGGAUAAUCUUGAGCGCUGUUUAAUUCUCUUGCCCACCCAGAAUCAUGUUCAGAGGUUCAAGAUCGAAGACCGUCUUCUGCAUCUUUGCCAUAGAGCAGGUGAUAUCGGCGGGGUUCAGAAUACCAUGAACAGUAUUCUUCAAGAAGUCCAAAUGUUAUCUGAGAAGCUUGAGUUGCAAGAAUACGAUUUUGGGACUUCGAUGAGAAAUGCAAUCAUCUUCUAUGAAACCCAUGUCGAACCCAGAUGGACAGAGUAUCUCAAGACGCUCAAGAAAACCAUAACUUCGGUUCGCAAGUAUCCAUUUCGAACUUUCUCGUUCGACAACGAUAUGUCCAUUGAAGGUGCAUUAGCAAGUGUAGUCGAACAUUUUACCGGUGUGAAGAGAACUUUCUCGCAGAUCCAGAGAAUGCUUCCUCUUGACAAAGCAGACUUUGAGAAUGAGCCCGAGGAAGUCGAGAGGCUUCUUUGCUCAACGUUUCCAAUUGUAUUGGCCUCUGUUGAUUCGCUUCAAUAUAUUGAGCGCAAUUUCAAAACGGUGAUAUCUUUCGUGGGAGUUGAAACAAACUCAGCGGUCUCAUCGAAUACCAACAGAACUGUCUAUUUCAGCAACAGCUUCAACGAUCUAGUACAGCCAGAUGCCUCUCUCACAGAAACUCACCAAAGGGCUGAAAUUCUACGAAUUCUAGGAAGGGAAGGUGGUAAAGAAAACCUCAGAUACAAUCCUGGCCUCAAAUAUACUUGUCAACAGAUUAAAAUCCCAGCUUCCGAUAAACAAGUCAAUGUGGCUGAAGGUACUUAUCUUGUAUCUUUGUACCAGUUCAUGAGGCUCAUAGGAUACCGCCACGAGGAUAUCACCAUAGUGGUGACAUCACCGUAUAUGAAGCUACUUGUGGAAGAGCUACUCGAAGACAAGAAGAUCGAGAAAGGCAGUGUUCCUAUAGACCUGUCCUCCUUUGCUUUUGGCUGGCCCUUAAUUCAGCUUGCUUCCCAGCCCCAAGUUUUGUCCAAGUACGUGCUCUUUUCUUGCCAUGGAGACAUGGGUUUUAAACAUACAGAAAUCGCCAUUUCCAGCGCCUCCCUUGGCUUCUACGCUUUUGGAAGCCAUUCUUCACCCUUUUACAUUAAAAUUGCUCCUUUGGAAAUUUUCACUGGCGCAAACUUGCAAGCUACCAUCGACGAUAGAGAAAAAGGCAGCUCUGCCUACGUUAUCGAAGGUUCUGAGCACAUGGCUGAAUAUGUGGAGCAGAUUACUGCUGCAAGACAGAAAGCAAUGGCAAAUUAG
Candidozyma auris is the source of this 2994-nucleotide messenger RNA. RefSeq lists its product as uncharacterized. The transcript has a single exon. Lineage: Eukaryota; Fungi; Ascomycota; Pichiomycetes; Serinales; Metschnikowiaceae. Bases 1 to 2994 code for a protein of 997 amino acids. The record is from RefSeq and is a predicted model, not a curated record.